Messenger RNA from Grosmannia clavigera kw1407, 840 nucleotides. RefSeq lists its product as uncharacterized. The record is from RefSeq and is a predicted model, not a curated record. Bases 1 to 840 code for a protein of 279 amino acids. The transcript has 4 exons. Gene Ontology annotation, molecular function: methyltransferase activity. NCBI's taxonomy places the organism in Eukaryota, Fungi, Ascomycota, Sordariomycetes, Ophiostomatales, Ophiostomataceae.
AUGUCCAAGAGCACGAGCAAUGGGCCGGCACCGCCAGAAGCCAUCUCCCAUGUUGCGUCUACUACCAUACCACCGACGUUUGACGAGCCCAUACUGGCGGCCGAGGUUCCUGACGGAGGCGAUGGUGAUGACCUAGAGGAAGAUAGAGACUCGGCUUACGAUGAUACGUUCUCGGCUCUGACGGCAUCACUCUCAAGCAGCGUCUUGCAAUACCGCAGCUUUCACGGGCGAACGUUCCAUAGCGACAAGUACAACGCGUACUUUGUACCAAAUGACAAUCAACAGCAAGAGUCGCUUGACAUUUCCGACUUUGGCGACAAGUUCCCAAAUGCCCAAGUCAUCGGGACCGACAUCUCGCCGAUCCAAUCGAUCUGGGUGCCGCCGAACACCAAGUUCGAGAUGGAAGAUGCCACACAGUCGUGGACAUGGCCCGACAACGAGUUUGACUUUAUCCACAUGCGCUAUUUGGUAGGUGCGAUCAGUGACUGGAAUGCGCUCUUUGCACAGGCAUACCGUUGCUGCGCGCCGUCCGGCUGGUUCGAGUCAUGCGAGAUACACGUCGAGCAUCUAUGCGACGACGGAACGGACCAGAAGGCCCCGGUCCUGAAGCAGUUCUGGCGACUCUACGAAGAGGCUGUUCCUAUAAUUGGACGGUCAAUGCGCGUUUCCAUAGACGGUACGCAGCGGAAGGCGAUGGAGGCUGUUGGCUUUGUCAAUAUCCAAGAGAAGGCAUUCAAACUGCCUGUUGGCGGCUGGCCAGCUGACAAGAAACUGUCCGAAAUUGGCCAGUAUAACCAACUAACUCUACUGAACGACUUAGAAGGUACGUUCUCAAUCUAG